Messenger RNA from Chelmon rostratus (copperband butterflyfish), 5112 nucleotides. RefSeq names its product muscular LMNA-interacting protein. The record is from RefSeq and is a predicted model, not a curated record. Bases 460 to 2859 code for a protein of 799 amino acids. Gene Ontology annotation, biological process: negative regulation of transcription by RNA polymerase II. NCBI's taxonomy places the organism in Eukaryota, Metazoa, Chordata, Actinopteri, Chaetodontiformes, Chaetodontidae. The transcript has 13 exons. Gene Ontology annotation, molecular function: lamin binding; transcription corepressor activity. Gene Ontology annotation, cellular component: PML body; sarcolemma; nuclear envelope.
AGUGAAGGCAUGCACACAGCGAGGCAACGUGUAGCACAGUGAACCAGUGGUGGCUGCAAUGUGAUCUGUGAGGACGGCAUGACCUCAGCGAAUGCAACGCAAUUAGACAUUCAAGAGGGCUCCGAUGGGCAAUUCUUUAACAUGUGGACAUGUAAACGUGCCUGACCUACCUAUGAAACACCUCGCAUACACACAAAGGUCUGUCAGACGACUCCUGGAUUUUACUCUGAGACAUGCCGAAACCUUUUUUCUCUACCCUUUGAUGUCGAUCUGUGAGCCAGCACCUCAAAACAGGUUUCAAUAGGAGUGCCAUCUGAGUCUUCAAGGUUCACUUUUGUGCCAGUGGUGUGGGAACUACCAACUGAGAGCAUCAUUACUGAAGAAGCGAGAUCUGGAGCUCUGACAGGAAAACCAAAUAAGAACUUUGCCGUGUCCCAUGAGGAGACAACCAGGGAGGCCAUGUCAGACAGGGGAAUUUUCAAAGCAGAGAAAGUCUUUAUCAAGGACUCUGUGGAUGGAGGAGAAGGAAACACAGGGAUGAAACUUCAAUUAAAGCCGUCGCCGGAUCACGUGAGUGUCUCUCAAACCAAAGCCUCUCCUUUGGUCAGCGCUCAGUCUGAAAAUACGCCCGACCAUGUGGCUGCCGGGACAGCCUCUAUGGAAACAGCUGUUGAUAAACACAGGGGCAUUUCCCAGCCACAGUGUCACGAUACCUCUGGACUCGCAGAGGGUAGCUCGGGUUUCUUUGCAAAUAGAGUGUCUGUGUCAGAGGACAGAACGAGCCCGACAUAUUCUGCAGACCUGUUUCCCACCCCGGCCUCUUCCAGAGAGUCCAUCCUCUCGGAGGGCUCGGACAAAGAGAAGAGCUGGUCUGCUGCACUGCCAUCCUCUGUAGCCUCUCCUGCCUCUUUCAGCCGCACUGUCUCUCCCUGCUCGUCUGUCCUCUCUGGCAUCUUCUCCCCUGCUGUCGUCCAGAUCAGGAGACACUGUCUCGCGCCUGGCUCCAGUCUGAUUCAUAUCCCUCAAAGCUGUUUCUCGUCCUGCGAAAGCCUGUCCUCCUCUGUCUGUCCCCAGUCCCCUCCUCCCCGGCACCGGCCUCCUCUCACCCGACUCUCCCUCCUCACUGCCAUCCUGAGAAAAGGCCGUCUCCCCGUUCUGUCCCCUGCUCUGCAGAGGCCUUACACCCCCUGCUGGCCUGUCAACCCCGUGACCCUGUCCUUCUGUAACGCCUGCUCAGCAGCCUCCAGCGUGGCCUCCAUUCCCCUGGAGCUUUCCUCCCAGUUCUCCUCAUCGGCGUCUAUAGAUAGUCAGAGCCACAUUCACAGGGAGCCUAAAAGAUGCGUCACUGCUCCUCCACCUGUGCAGCCAAAGGAGCUCAGCAGAGCAUGCACUCAAACUCAGUUGAAAAGGUGCUCGGAGCAGGUGCGCUCAAGCAGCACACCUCGAUGGGAGCAGGUUGUUUCACCCCCGCCGGUGAAGAGCGGCGCAUUUCCCCGAACUCCGCUCCCUCUGUUUUCCUCCAACUUCAAAUCUGUUUCUGCACCAAAGCACGAAGACUGCGAAACCUUCAAAAAACUGCAACACACGCACAUCUCCAUUUCUAAGUCCCCUGAGCUGAAGCCCAGCAACACUCACAUGCACCUUCAGGGCCACGCAGAUAACAACGUUAAACAACACACCUCCCCAUCCUCUAAACUAAUGAGCAAACAAGAGACCUCUGCACCCCAGAAAUGGAGUCACCCGCCAAAUUCAUCUCUCUCAAAGCUUCAUGCGCUUUCCCAACAACUGAGAUCUCCUCCUCAGCUUCAGCCUUCACGCUCACCCUGUGUCACAGACGCAGCAUCACCUCUGCCUCCAUCACACUACACCGCAGGAAGGUGUGAGGCGGGGAGGAGCUGCCCUGAUUCCAAACAUGCCCCGGCAUCACAGGGUUUUCACAAAGCUCACUGCCUGUCUCCUUCCCGCCACACACCCCUCGUUUUCCCUGGAUGGCCGUCACCCACCGGCUCCCCCGCGCCCUCUCCUGCUCCACCAAUCAGAGACCUCACCCCGUCCCCUUCUCUAUCGCUGCGCUCCACGCCCUCACCAAGGCCGGGGAGUGGAAUAUCAGACUGCGGUGACAGGGAGGGUAAAAAAAGAAAGACACACAAGAUCAAGUUAAGCUACAAGUCUCUCGCUGCAAUUCCCACAAACACCCUUCUGUUGGAUCAGCAGACAAUAGACGAGCAGGUAGAGAGUGAAGAGGCGCCGUGUGACAUGAGGGCCAGAGGUGUUUCAGCGGACAGAGGUGCUGCAGACACGCACGCUGAGAUGUGCUCACCCGCCCAACUCCGGCAACAGUCGGAGGAACUAUACGCAGUUAUUGAUGAGAUAUUGGCGAGCUCCACUCCACCGUCCAGGUCAUCGACUCCCAGCGCUGGUCUGCAGCAGAACAACUCUUCAUUUCCGAAAUCCUUGGGCCGUGAAACCAAAUAUGCAUCUUUAUGCAGCUUGCACCCUUCUACCGGUGUGGAAAGAAGCCAUAUGGAUCCUAGAAAGACGAAGCCUGGGGUUAUUCGCCCAAUGACGGCCAUUCCAAGACUGAGGGUGGAGGACGGAGAAGAAUUUCAUCCAAACCCCUUCAGGCAGUCUGACAUCAAGCAAACCUUAACUGACAGCAAAAAGGCAGAGGCAGGAAAAGAUUUUUAUACAAGUUCAAAAGGCCAAACGUUGAGUGAGCAGAGCAAGCCUGAAAGAAGAGCUCCGUUCUCGGUGUGUGACCUGCAGAUUACUGAGCCUGAGGACCAGAUCAGUCACCCCGUCAAAGACGCUUCAACACCUUUCAGUCCAACUGAGGGGCGGAUGGAAGCUCAUAUUUAAAGCAUCGACACUAAUUAUCUGCUAUGACACAAUCAGUACUGAAAACGACUACUCAGUUAAAGGUGGAAUGACAAGUUAAUUGGACCUUUUUUGAAUUAGUGAAUGAGUGCAUGUCCAUAAUGCAAGAGUAUUUGCAGUAAGGAUGUAAUGCCUCACAGAAAUGAUAAAAAUGACCUUUCCCUCAGCCUCUCUUAGCUACAUACACAGUUUACAAAGAUAACGAGGCAACUUUAACACUUCUUCAUUUGAGACAGAGGUGGUCAAAAGCUGACAGUCUAGCAGACAAUCAUCAAUUUUGCCUACUACCCCACAUAUGAAUCUUGUCAGCUCGGGUAUCACUGUUGAAUUAAAACUGUUUCAAUAAUGUGUAGUAAAUGUGUAAACAGCUUUUUCUCUCAGGAAACUAACUGUACAACAAGAAAUGAACAAUUGCCACAUGUGUGUAGUACGGUUACAUCAGGACCCCGUGGUCCAGUCGAGGCAGGGAGCGUCAAUUACACGCCAUCACAGCUACAGCGUAAUGAGAGACCAGAGACCACGCACUACUUUGUGGGGAAAACGUUGCACAUUUUCAAACAGGCAUUCAUAGUGCUGCAGCCGGCCGUACACAUGAAAGUGACAGAGAUAGUUGUGUAAAGGAUUUCAAAAAAAGAGAUCUUGAGAGAAGUUCAACCCCUGCUGGCUUUCUCACACUUCACAGCUGGCCAAUUAGGGCAUGUGGAGAGAUGAAAAUCUUGACAGACCUGCUGUGCCCAUUUAUGGCAGCUAAACUAUGAUUGGACAACUGCUUCUUUGAGGGACGGGUUUGGUGAACUAUCAAUUGGUGCAAAACAUCAAAGAUCAAAGAGAGAAACUUCAACUGUGAUGUGACCCUGAUUUUUUGUAAGUAAGUAUAAACUAUUUGAAUUAAGAAAGCGAAAAGGAAAAAGCUUUUGGCCUUGAAUGUGUCUUACAGGCUGUAGAAUCCACAGAUAAUCAGCUAGUGAAGGGUCAUUGUAGUAUAGCAUAAAGGUCAUGCAUGUAUGUAACUCAUUCACCUCUAAAGAAUAAUAUUUUAGUAUAAUUAAGUGAGUAAAAACUUUGAUAUGUAAUAAAAGGCUUGCCUAUCUUCCUCUAUGGUCUGAAUUUUACACCCUUCUGUUAUUAUACACGCAUAUCCAUAUCUAAAAAGACAAUUCCACGCAAAUCACAGGAGAGUCUGCUUGAUAAAAGGUAUAAAUUAUGCAACUGAACAAAAAUGGGUAUGCAGACAUCUCAUUCAUGGUUGGGACUUUUCAAAGAGCAUACAGACAGAGUUUUUAUUUGCAGAGCAGCAGUGCUUUGGGCUGGUCAUUCACACCUGAUUAGAGGCCCUCAAAGAAAAUCUCUUCAACCUGGAGAAAAAAUGGGAAUGAAAAAGGUGUAGGUGAGUGAGAGCGUCCUCAACCUGCUGUGGGCCUCACAGUGAUGCAGUGGUUCAACAGCAAAUGUGUACCCAUAAUCAAAGUCAAUUGCAUUAAUGUUGACAUUUUCCAGGGGUUUGUUGACUGAAAUCCAAAUCAAAAGUCAAUACAUCCACCCAUUGUAUGUUUCCUCCUGUUAGCAACCUGACGGCUAGCCUGCAGGUGACAGGAGCCAGUGUUAGUUUGCUAGUUAACUAACAUCAGUUGACACAAAGGCUGUCCAUAUGCAAACAUACAUCCCUGCAGUUGCUCAUGACAUGACUUUGAACUCCACAGCAUAGAGAGCUACCAUUUUGUUGGACUCUUUCAUUUGUCCGUUAGUCACAUAUGAAAGAUGUGUAGCGCUCUUAGCGUUUACAGAUAUAUGCAUAAUUCACCUUUGUACACUUGUGUUCAGUUCUGUGUUAAUUCGUAGGUUUUAAUGUUUCACUGCGCAUAAUACGUGCGGUCACUUUAAGAGUUCUGGUUAUGAUAUGUUCCGGUGAUGUUUACACAUGCAGCAUUACUGUUCAUGCGCAGCGCCAUGUUUUAACGGUGUUGAAAAAUGAAUAAAUGAGACUCACGCCUCCGAGUCGAAACGUGAGAAGUAUCCUGCAUUAUCUUUACAAACAAUGCCACUUCCACACUGGUGACCCCGAACGAAGUUUGUUUGCUGGACGUAUCCAGAUCGCCUAACCAUGACGGCCAAUGCUGUAUCUCUCAAGCUCCCCGAAUUCUGGGAAUCCUCGGCUUCUGCAUGGUUUGCUCAGACGGAAGCACAGUUUGCCUUGCGUGAGAUUACCGCCGACGACACUAAAUACUACUACGUGGU